Pistacia vera is the source of this 883-nucleotide messenger RNA. RefSeq lists its product as uncharacterized. NCBI's taxonomy places the organism in Eukaryota, Viridiplantae, Streptophyta, Magnoliopsida, Sapindales, Anacardiaceae. The record is from RefSeq and is a predicted model, not a curated record. The transcript has 2 exons. Bases 1 to 558 code for a protein of 185 amino acids.
AUGUGGGUAGAUUCAAGUACAGAAAGUGAUUCAGCUGCUGAUUUGGAAAUUGGUAAGAAAAUGAGUGGAGAUGAUGAAAAAAGUAAAGAGCUCGGGUGUAAUGGUCGACAUUUAAAGAGAAUCUCCAAGAGGGAGCAGAGUGUGGUUAGGGGUCCAAAUGCAGAUGUGAAAGGUGACGAUGGAUUAGGUAAGAACAAGAAUGUUUUAGGUUCUAGUGACAGUAUGGAGUCGUUGGACGGUGAGGUUGGGGAGGAGGCAAUGAGUCUUGGGAAGAAGAAAAUGAUGGUGGAGAAAGGGAAAAAAUCCUCUUUUAAUAAGCCUCCCAAACCUCCUAGGCCUCCUGGAUCCCCAUCAUUUGAUGAGGCUGACAUGAUGCUCGUUAGAGAAAUUUCUGAGCUUGCAAGACAGAAGCAGGCAAGAACUGGUCGAAUAAAAGCAGUGAAGAGGAGGAGGGUUGAUAGAGCAUCUUCUUCGGUCGUUAACAUUUUUGCGAUGAUCAUCACCGUUAUGUUCUGCUUUGUGAUAAUCUUUCAAGGUAUUUUGGGUUCACACCUAUGAUGCUCACUGUGAGGAUAUCCUUAAUCCUGCUUGUUGACCCCUUUACCCUCUUCUUUUAUGAGUGGAAUUAUCUGAAUUGAGGCUUUUGUUGAGCUAAGCUGAUAUGCUACAUAUCAUUGGCCAACUUCUGUGAAUAAUUUGCGCAAAAUCAGGUUUUGUAGUACAAUAAAACCUUUUAAGUCUGUGUUAAGUAUUUUUUAUCCAGUUCUUACACUUUUAAGUAAUAUAUUACAGUAUUGAUUAUCUAAAUUCUGCAAAAUAAGCUUAUGUUGAGUUCUGUACAUUAUAUUGGCCAAGAUAUAUAGUAACAGCCAGAAAAGGGGCA